Molecule: messenger RNA, 1086 nt
Organism: Geodia barretti
Lineage: Eukaryota; Metazoa; Porifera; Demospongiae; Tetractinellida; Geodiidae
Source: the annotation of a GenBank genome assembly
AUAAUAUAUAGUGUGUUCUCUCUAUCGCAUCGCAUGUGCGGUAUGCCGCCGGCCUUGCCUCGCAUUCCGAUCCAGUCAGCAUCAUGACGAAAGGGUUCCCUCGAAGCUGCCAUUAUCUAGGCAGAGCUCAGUCUGGAUUAGAUCUAACUGUUACGCUAGUACCAAGGAGCCCAGACAUGCCUCGGGGACUACCUGCUCCACCCCAGCAGCAGCAGAAUCGUCUUCUCGACCACGCCCCACUGUGGACAGGAUGAUUCGUGUGAACCAUGCAGGGGAAUUUGGCGCCAACAGAAUAUACGCAGGCCAAAUUUCGGUGCUGGGCGACAGCAGCGUUGGAUCAAGCAUCAAAGUAACACAUGCAGGCCCAGGAGAGGACUCACCUGGAGCUAUUCGAUAAUCUGAUGUCGAGGAGGAGAGUGAGGCCCACUUUAUUCCUGCCUCUGUGGGAUGUUGCUGGAUUUAUUUUAGGUGCUGGCAGUGCAGCUCUUGGCAAAGAAGCCGCAAUGGCUUGUACUGUGGCAGUGGAGGAGGCUGUGGUGGAGCAUUACAAUAGUCAAUUGAGAGAGUUGAUUGCUGAGGGCGGAGUUGAUGAAGAAUUACUCAAGAUGGGGAUGAUGUUUACAGCUUUAAAGGAUGGUGGAACAUUCUCUAGCUGUAGGAUUCCAUUGAAGAUUUGUGUAAUCCAAGUUACAAGCAUGCUGCCACCGAACUUCAAAUGCUCACCAGAAAUCCCGUCUGGGCCAGCAGCUUUCCUAUUUGGCAAUAAGCAAGUGCCGGGAUGAAGAGUUGGAACACAGAGAUGUUGGACUGGAGCAGAAUGCUCAGCUUGCCCCAGGGUACGAGGCUAUGUCAGAGGUGAUCAAGGCUGGCUGCCGAACUGCCAUAUGGAUAUCUGAGAGACUUUAGCUCUGUACAUCAUCUAACUGAAAUUGCACACAUGUCAGGGAAAAGAGCAAACAAUCGGCACACAGCAGAUGGUCUAAAACACUACACUUGGACCAUAAUUACAGUCGAAUCUCGGGCAACAUUGUCUGUCCCUUGUAAAGAUGUGCAUUUAUUGUCUUAUGCGGAAAAAACAAUGGUAUG